Messenger RNA from Bombina bombina (fire-bellied toad), 1020 nucleotides. RefSeq names its product olfactory receptor 6-like. The transcript has a single exon. Gene Ontology annotation, biological process: G protein-coupled receptor signaling pathway. Bases 1 to 1020 code for a protein of 339 amino acids. The record is from RefSeq and is a predicted model, not a curated record. Gene Ontology annotation, molecular function: G protein-coupled receptor activity; olfactory receptor activity. Lineage: Eukaryota; Metazoa; Chordata; Amphibia; Anura; Bombinatoridae. Gene Ontology annotation, cellular component: membrane.
AUGCAAGUCACAGAAAUCAAAGGCUAUUCAGUGAAAUUCCCUAUGAAUCUUCCAAUUAUAUUAUUAUCAAACAAUGGAGGCUCAAAUAUCUCACAUGUUACUAUGUUCAUCCUACAAGGUUUCUCCAUUGAAUAUUUAUCACAAGUUGUUCUUUUCAUUGUAUUUCUCCUUAUUUAUCUUCUCUCCAUCAUGACUAAUGUCCUUAUCAUCUGCAUUGUAAAAAUGGCUCCUCAUCUCCACAAACCCAUGUAUUUCUUUCUGAGCAAUUUUGCUUUCCUUGAAAUUUGGUACAUUUCUGUUACUGUCCCUAAAAUGUUGUCUGACUUCCUCACUCAGAAGAAGACUAUCUCCGUCAAGAGCUGCAUGAUGCAAUUUUAUUUAUUUUUCUUAUUUGGAUCCACAGAGAACUUUCUUCUUGCAGCAAUGUCUUUUGACCGGUAUGUUGCCAUCUGUUACCCUUUAAGGUACUUGCUCAUCAUGAAUGAAAGCUUCUGUAGACUGCUGGCCGCCGGAGCAUGGAUAAUAAGUGUGAUCGCUAUGACGGUUGUAAUGAUACCUAUAACCAGAUUAUCUUUCUGUGGCUCUAACGUAAUUGACCAUGUUUUCUGUGACUUUUCACCACUGGUCAAAAUUGCAUGCCAAGGUGUUAAAUUAAGUGAAGUCAUCUUCUUCUUUCUUGCUGGCCUAGUGAGUGGAGGAUGCUUUAUCCUCAUCAUAGCAUCCUACACCCAUAUUAUUCUAACUGUACUUUCCACCUCUUCAGCCUCUAGACUUCGAAAUGCCUUUACUACCUGUGCCUCACACUUCCUUGUGAUCUUUAUUUACUAUGGGACAGUUAUAUUUAUAUAUAUGAGACCAUCAGCAUCAAUAUCCUUCCAGGUAGAUAAGGUGGUCUCUGUUUUCUACUCUGCAUUGACGCCAUUACUAAACCCACUUAUCUACAGUUUAAGGAACAAGGAGGUCAGAGAAGCAAUACAAAAUAUUUUGGCCAAUCGCUUGUCUAAGAGAAAGGGAUGUUGA